CGUAUCCCCAAACAUUUACUACCACAACACUUCACGAAGAAGAAGAAACAACCAGAAUGGCAACAAUAGCCGGCGUAAACCUCUCAACCCCUACAGUGUUGGCCAAGGCAGCCGACUCGCCAAAGGCUUUGAAGAGCCCAUGGCUCAGCCACCCUUGGAAGAGGUCCACCCAGUUGGCCGGAGCCGGUCGCAUGCACGUCGUCAGACCCCUGGCUGCAGCACCGGAUAAGAUAUCGGAAAAGGUGGCGGAGAGCAUCAAGCAGGCUGAGAGCGCGUGCUCCGAUGACCCGGUGAGCGGCGAGUGCGUUGCGGCAUGGGACGAGGUGGAGGAGCUCAGCGCCGCGGCUAGCCACGCACGUGACAGGAAGAAAGAGUCCGACCCGUUGGAGACCUACUGCAAGGACAACCCGGAGACCGACGAGUGCCGCACGUACGAGGACUGAAAGAAUUAAUUAGAUCAUGUUUACGCUUUAUAUCCUCUUGUAAUCCUUUGCUUGAUAGUUCUUUAUCUGUCUUAUACACUAUUAAUGAUAGAACCUUUAUCUUUCUUUUUAAAAA
This is a messenger RNA of Alnus glutinosa, 558 nucleotides long. Its product is annotated as calvin cycle protein CP12-1, chloroplastic-like. The coding region runs from base 57 to 443 and encodes 128 amino acids. The transcript has a single exon. The record is from RefSeq and is a predicted model, not a curated record. Gene Ontology annotation, biological process: negative regulation of reductive pentose-phosphate cycle. Gene Ontology annotation, cellular component: chloroplast. NCBI's taxonomy places the organism in Eukaryota, Viridiplantae, Streptophyta, Magnoliopsida, Fagales, Betulaceae.